Molecule: messenger RNA, 1305 nt
Organism: Syzygium oleosum
Lineage: Eukaryota; Viridiplantae; Streptophyta; Magnoliopsida; Myrtales; Myrtaceae
Product: putative HVA22-like protein g
Exons: 8
Coding region: 403-1203 (266 amino acids)
Source: RefSeq, a predicted model, not a curated record
UUGCUAAAUUCCUGAAAUUGUUCUCUUCUAUUUUUAUGCCUCUCUCCCUGUCCGGAAGACAGAGCCCCUCCUCUGUUUUUUCGUUCUUGAUUUACUUAUUUGGCAUCAUGAGUUUUGCGAAACGAGCCCUUGGGCGGCGAGCGACGUUUUUGCACCAUGUAUAAAUCUAUUCUGUCGAGUUUCACUGAACCGUUGUCAUGUAGAUCAUACGUAGCCCUUCUUCCCUCCCUCUCUCCCCUCCCUGAGCCAGCAGCAUCAGGAGAUCCUUUAUCUCCAUUCGCUUCCCAAGCAUCUCUCGAGCCCAUUUUCGCGCGCGUUCUAACUUGCCGGCGAUUUGGGCUCUGUCUCUCUCUGAAAGCUUCGGCGGGGCGCCGGACGACGACUCGCAAGCAGUGAUCGAGGAUGCUGGGGAAUUUUAUCACCAGAUGCCUAUUGUUGGUUCUUGGGUAUGCAUACCCAGCAUUCCAAUGUUACAAAACGGUGGAGAAAAACAGGGUACAGAUUGAUGAACUCAGGCAUUGGUGUCAAUACUGGAGUCGACCCGUCGCAAUUCUUUUCCUACUGCAAUUCAAUGAAUUUGGCGGAUGCGAUUUGAGUUCUGGUUCAAGGGACAUUGCUUUGAUGAUUACUUCGACUAUGAUCAUCUUGGCGAUGUUCACAGUCCUGGAGAGAAUUGGAGAUGUGUUGAUCUCAUGGUUUCCAAUGUAUUGGGAACUGAAGCUGGGUUUCAUCAUCUACCUGUGGCAUCCAAAAACCAAGGGAAGUGGGUAUGUGUACGAGAAGGUGCUGCAUCCGUUCAUGUCGAGGCACGAGAGGGAGAUAGACACGAAGCUGGUGGAGUGGGAGGCGAGGGCAUGGGACUUCGCUUCUUUCAACUGGCAAUAUUGCUCGGAAUACGCACACGUUGCCUUCUCUCGGGCCAUGCAGUACUUGGCCGCCCAGUCUAGGAAUUUCAAGUCGAUUAACCCCAAGGAGGGAAGGAGCCACAGCUCGAUCAACCGUUCGAUGUCAGGGACGCCCAAGUCCGACUCGGGUGAGAUGAAUCCCGUCAGCGCUCAAACGGAGUACGUGUACAUCGAGGACCAGACCGAGCAACAAGAAGUGCAAGAUCAUGAAGACACAUCUCCUGCAAAGGAGGACGAAAAGCCCCAUGGCCACAGGCUGAGGCGCUCCCAUCGCACCAUCGACCACCACAUCGAUUGAUUAAUUCGACAAACUCAAAUCUCUCUCUCUCUAUCUCUCUCUUUCUCUUUCUCUGUUGUGUAUAGGCACAAAGUCGGGUUACCUUUCUUUUUCUCGAAAUUG